UUCACGUGGCCAUUGAUUUGUUCCAUCUCACAUCAUCCCCCUCCUCCUUCCAUUCCCUUCUUCUACAACUUUCCUCUCAUCUCCUCUCUAGUUGCCUUCGCCGUCGCCCGGUCUGCCCGGUUUCUCACCAUCUGGUACAAGGAAAAGCAAUGUGAUGCUAAAAAACUUGUUGGAUCUGGUGGGAUGCCAUCGUCCCGUUCAGCCACAGUUGCGGCAUUUGCUGCAGCUAUUGGUUUCCAAGUGGGCUUUGGUGGUUCUUCAUUUGCAACUGCCAUGACAUUAGCAUGUGUUGUGAUGUACGAUGCUUUUGGUGUUAGAUUACAUGCCGGAAGCCAGGCAGAAGUAUGCCUUUUGCAUCUGCACCUUCUUUAGUCUUACAUGACUUUGACCAUCAUGGGAAAGACAACUCACUUUUAUAAUUAGUAAUUUUCAUCAUAACUGUCAUCACUUAGAAGAAGUUGAUUGGUGGCACUAACCAUCCUUCGCAUCAGUGUUAGUAUAACAUGCUUUUGGUGAAGCAGUAGCUGUAAAGUAAUGUGACCCAUCUAACAUGCAAUACAUGUACCAUUGGUGGGCCUCCCUGAUCACAAGUUGUACUCCCUCUUUCCGCUGCACUAUUCUUGUUGCCACAGACUAAUGGAAAGCUCACUUAAACAUCGCCACCACUUCUGUAUCUAUUCAUGAGUCCCAUGCUUCCAUGCAAUAGUUUGUUAGAUCUUUCUUUUAAGGAAUAUAAAAUAUUUAUCUACCCAACCCCUUAUAUCAUGCUGGAGUCCUCUAACAACUAGAGUUUAAAAAAACUAAUGAGAACCUGUCAUGUGCCCAUACUAGCAUGUUUGCAAGAGUCUGAAAGAGAUAACAGUCAUUUUCUACAAUGAUGAUGAGAUAUGUGUAACUUGGUUUCUUACUACAUUAGGAGUCCCAAAAGACCAAAAGAAAAAAAAUCCAUUUCCUCCAUGAAUUAGAGUAUACAGUAUGUCCAGUCCACAAUGCUUACUUAAGGGAGCAUUUGACAUAAGGUUGUAAUCUCAUCAAUUAAGAUUGAUUGGUAUAUAUUUGAUAAUUAUGUCCUUAUUCAAUCCCAUGUACAUUUCUUCUUAUUUAUUGUUAAUUUAAAAUGAAUUUGGAGUGUCUAUUCACUAGAAAAGGGUGCACACAUAAAAAGAAAAAAUGAACAUGCCUAAGGAAUAAGCUCUAUAGGUGAUUGCAAAGACCAAAUACAUACUAGGGGUUGAGAGUGAAAAGGGCAGAGAAGGACAACAACUCACUUUACCAAUUUUCUUUUCUUUGCAGAAGAAAAUUCAGAAAGUUUGUGAAUCACUUAUUUUCUUGGUUGGAGUUGCACUUUAGCAUGACAGUGGUAAUCAUUUACUCGUGCAUUUUUUAGCCUAGAGAAAUGUUUCCAUA
Elaeis guineensis (African oil palm) is the source of this 1407-nucleotide messenger RNA. RefSeq lists its product as uncharacterized. NCBI's taxonomy places the organism in Eukaryota, Viridiplantae, Streptophyta, Magnoliopsida, Arecales, Arecaceae. The record is from RefSeq and is a predicted model, not a curated record.